AUGGCUCGGCCUGCAUCUGAUGGUGCCAGGCAGGAAUCAUCGGCCAGGCCUGAGGAAGCUCAGCAGGUCCCGCGCCGACCCGAAAAGGUCUGUGCCUGCCCCGACGUCUGUGGUCACAGCUCGCAAAUCGCGAGUGCGACAACGUGCCUCGCCGACACGGUGAUCGGAACCAUGUCGAUCAGUGGAGGUUUCGAGCCGGAAAAGGGGGCUCUGUUCCUCGGCUGCAUACCGCGGCGGCCGCUGUUUACUGCACUCUCGACAAGCAGGUACAACCCAGUCGUCAAUAGCAGUCCACGCCGUUGCCAGGACUGCGGGUACUUUCUGGCGUCUAAGGCGGCAUUGGACUGCUUGAAACAAAGGAGGAGGGCCAGACUUUCGUUAUUUGCCGUCGUCCACCGCUUCACCUCGCUGCUCCACGUCCCCCGAGCCCACCCUCGCCGCCCAACACUAGAGCGCCUCGAGCUUCACGUUGCACACUGCACACUACCAUUUGGCCCAGUCCAGUGGAACUUGUCUCUCUUGGUCGCCAUUCGCCGAGGUCGACCGGCCGGCCGAUACCUCUCGCUCCCGCACAACCCCCCUCUGCUCGAGGCCCUCGAGUUCACCACGAUAGUCGGUAAGAAGAUGGUUCCAACUCCCCCCAACUCUGCCUCUGUCAGACAGGACAGGCAAGGCGACAAGGCCUCGGCGCCAGCUUCGGCAGCAGAACAGCCGGUCAGCGUCGUCGCCUGCUGCCAUAAUCCUACAGCCUCAGACUGCAGCCAUGUCCGGCCACACCCUAAGCAUCUCUCUAAUCCCUUGGGUCCCGCCGUCCAGCUAACACCACGCCAAGAAACCGGCCGAACCCGCCCAUCGCGACCGCCAGAGCUGCCGCGCGCCCACCAAGAGACGGCCACUGCAACUCCUGAAACCGUGCGACUCGACGCUUUCCCGGCCGUCGAGCAAUCGCGGUCGCCUCAACCCACGCCUGUCGCCCGCAGCACCCCCCGUGACUGA
This is a messenger RNA of Gaeumannomyces tritici R3-111a-1, 996 nucleotides long. RefSeq lists its product as hypothetical. The record is from RefSeq and is a predicted model, not a curated record. The transcript has 3 exons. NCBI's taxonomy places the organism in Eukaryota, Fungi, Ascomycota, Sordariomycetes, Magnaporthales, Magnaporthaceae. The coding region runs from base 1 to 996 and encodes 331 amino acids.